Messenger RNA from Parathielavia appendiculata, 699 nucleotides. Its product is annotated as class I glutamine amidotransferase-like protein. The transcript is spliced from 2 exons. Lineage: Eukaryota; Fungi; Ascomycota; Sordariomycetes; Sordariales; Chaetomiaceae. Bases 1 to 699 code for a protein of 232 amino acids. Gene Ontology annotation, cellular component: cytoplasm. The record is from RefSeq and is a predicted model, not a curated record. Gene Ontology annotation, molecular function: glyoxalase III activity.
AUGACCGGCUCGUCCAAGAUCCUCGUCGUCCUCACCUCCCACGACAAGCUCGGUGACACCGGCAAGCCAACCGGCUGGUACCUCUCCGAGCUCGCCCACCCGUACGACAUCCUCAUAACCCUGGGCUUCGGCCUGACCCUGGCCUCCCCCAAGGGCGGCCCGGCCCCUCUGGACCCCUCCUCCAUCGAAGCCGCAAAGUCGGCCAACGACGCCACCUCCGCGUCCUUCCUGGCCGAGAAGCCGGCGCCGUGGGAGUCCACUGCCCCGCUGUCCUCCUUCCUCGGCCGCGCUAGCGAGUUCGAUGCCAUCUUCUUCCCCGGCGGCCACGGCCCCAUGUUUGACUUGGCCACGGACUCAACCUCGCAGGCUCUCAUCCGGGAGUUUGUCGAUGCGGGCAAAGUGGUGGCGGCCGUUUGCCAUGGGCCGGCGGCGCUGGUUGGGGUGAGGGAGUUGUUGAAGGGGAAGCGGGUGACGGGGUUUUCAAAUGAUGAAGAGAGGGCGGUUGGGCUGGAUGGAGCUAUGCCGUUCUUGUUGGAGGAUCGGUUGUGGGAGGCUGUGGGGCAAGAGGGGGGCUAUGAGAAGGCUACGGAGCCGUGGGGGGAGAAGGUGGUGGUGGAUGGGAAGCUGAUCACGGGGCAGAAUCCGGCGAGUGCGAAGGGGGUGGGCGAGGCGAUCGUUAAGGCCGUGCGUGGAGGCUGA